AUGGUCAUCUCAUAUGAGGAAGCGAAGGGUGCAGCAAUAGGCAUGCCGGCCAUGGAUGUGGUCAGAUCCGAGAGUCGGGUGGAUCACGGCGAAAUAAUUACCAUUUUGGGCAGCGAAAAGACCAAUGAGCCAAUCAUGACACCGCAUUCUAACGACAACUCUGUCGCUGGCGGAAACACCAUCAAGUAUCCGACUGGCUUGCGUCUGGUACUUCUUGCUGGAGCGUCUAUCAUGGGUGUCUUUUUGAUUUCUUUGGACCAGACCAUCAUCGGCACUGCCGUUCCCAACAUCACAGCCGAAUUCGGUGGGCUCAAUGACGUCUCCUGGUAUAGUGCCGCCUACUUUAUGACCUUUGGUGGUCUCCAGGCUGCAUGGGGCAAAGCGUUCAAAUACUUCGACAUCAAGUGGAUAUUCAUCCUGUCGUUGCUCAUCUUCGAAGUGGGCAGUGUGAUCUGUGGUAUCGCCUUGAAUUCCAAUGUCCUGAUUGUCGGCCGAGCCAUAUCUGGUGCUGGCGGCGGCGGCAUUUGGGUUGGGGGCACCACCAUCGUUGCUCUCAGCACACCGCCAAAAACGAGGCCAAUUCUGAUGGGCAUCAUUGGGCUAACCUAUGGCCUGGCCUCCGUGUCGGGUCCCUUGAUCGGUGGUGCUUUCACUCACGAUGUUACCUGGCGAUGGUGCUUUUACCUCAAUUUGCCUAUUGGUGGCGCCGCUGUCGCCAUCAUCCUCGUAUUUUUCCACCUUCCAGCUGCUGCUAAGCCGCCUCCGAUAAGCCUGGGGGAAAAGUUGAUGCACUUGGAUCCCGUGGGCAUAUGUCUGACUAUGGCGGCCAUUAUCUGCUUCAUCCUCGGCCUACAGCAUGCUGGAUCGACUCAGUCUUGGAACAGCAGCCAAAGCGUCUGUCCCUACCAAUUCUGCUUCCUGGGUGCCCUCAUUAUUCUUCUGUACUAUCUCCCCAUCUACUUCCAGUCCAUUAAAGGCGCAAGUCCAAUUGAAUCCGGUGUCGACAAUCUGCCAUUAGUAAUAUCUGUUGCGAUAUUCACCGUUGUCGGCGGCAUAUUUGUUUCCAGGACCGGUCGCCCGACGCCAACCAUGUUUGUCGGAGCAGCGAUUGCGUCAAUUGGGUGCGGCCUGCUCUACACCCUUGAUGUGGACACGUCAGUUGGGAAGUAUAUUGGAUACCAGAUCUUAGUCGGAUCCGCGAUUGCUUUUGCGGUACAGAAUGGCCUCAAUAUUGCCCAGGCUAGUGUAGGGCCAGAAGACAUUCCAGCUGUCACAGCUAAUCUUUACUUCUUCCAAACGGUUGGGGGUGCUUUCACCGUCUCUGCUGCCCAGGCUGCCUUUAUCAACCAGAUGCUCGCAAAACUGGCAAUGUCUGUCUCUGAUAUCGAUCCAGCGCGUCUAAUUGCGGUGGGUGCCUCCGAACUUCGGAGUGCAUUUAAACCAGAGCAGCUUCCUGAGAUCAUCGCCGCGUACAUGCAAGGUCUCAAGGCUGUCUUUUCUGUCUCCAUUGGCUUAUGUGUUAUUGCUUUCUUGGCCACGUUGAUUAUUCCAUGGAGUACACUGCCGACUCAUGUAUCAGACGCAGGUAAGGGUGAAGAACGGGUAAUUGUGCCCGUGUAG
Pochonia chlamydosporia 170 is the source of this 1620-nucleotide messenger RNA. Its product is annotated as MFS gliotoxin efflux transporter GliA. Bases 1 to 1620 code for a protein of 539 amino acids. The transcript has 4 exons. Gene Ontology annotation, molecular function: transmembrane transporter activity. The record is from RefSeq and is a predicted model, not a curated record. Gene Ontology annotation, biological process: transmembrane transport. NCBI's taxonomy places the organism in Eukaryota, Fungi, Ascomycota, Sordariomycetes, Hypocreales, Clavicipitaceae.